Folsomia candida is the source of this 4976-nucleotide messenger RNA. RefSeq names its product rhophilin-2-B. Gene Ontology annotation, molecular function: protein binding. Gene Ontology annotation, biological process: negative regulation of stress fiber assembly; signal transduction. The record is from RefSeq and is a predicted model, not a curated record. Bases 2190 to 4259 code for a protein of 689 amino acids. The transcript has 17 exons. NCBI's taxonomy places the organism in Eukaryota, Metazoa, Arthropoda, Collembola, Entomobryomorpha, Isotomidae.
CAUCAGUCGCUGAGUAGGUUUCGAGAGUGACUGACGAUCGCAAGCGUAUUUGUUCUCACAACGCGUAGCGUUUCUCAUCCCCUUGUUUCCGUAUUUGUGUUUACUUGACCCACCUACGUCCAUGUAUCGCAUAUCGCGUCGUUAUCAUUCCAACGCUCAUUGGAAGUGAUCCGUGGUGGUGUUCACUCUUUCAGCGAGAGACAAAAAGGACUCAUUGUCAACAAGUUAUUACAAAUUGGAGAAAGUGUCAAUAUUGAUCUUGUGCAUGGAAUCAAAGUGCGAGUUGUGCCAAGUGAAUGGCAUUUGAAACAUACAUGCGGUCACUCACUCGUUUAAUUGAUCAAACAUUUUCGCAUGAGAGUGAAAUGAGUUUCUCUCAGUACGGAUGAAGGAAAACAGGAAAUAGAGAUAAAGGUGACAUAAUUUGAUCGUUUUGGCAGAACGAAUGGUUGAGAUUCUCCAGAAAUGUGUGUCACUGGUGUCACAGCAGGACCCACGCGCAUCGUUUAUCCAGAGUGAUGCGAUAUCAAACUAAACCAAACACACAGCAAAUAUGUGCAUAUUCCUUCAAACAAUGAUUCACCAUCAACAAGCAAAGGUUUCGUCCAGGCGUUGAAUUACAUUUUGUUGACUUUCAUGUCGCAGAUCCGCUUAUCAAUCUGAGGCAACAUUCAGAUUAAUCCUAGUUUACUGCUACCAAGCCGCAUGUACGAGCUGGACAUUACGUAUGUACGACUAAGGAUAAGUCUCACCAUACAGUACUCCCCAUUCUAUUCUGUGUAGUUACCGUACAGACCAGAUCAGUGACCCAUCACGCAUUGCCAGGAUUAGGAUUUAGUGAUAAUUAGCUUUAUCGCUGUGCAGAGAUUUAUUGACUUACAUUCGUGGGUUGCGAAAUCCACGAGACCUUCGACACUUCACUGCAACAAUUACAACUGACCAGAGGUUGGAUAAUUUGGUGGGAAUUUGCACAAAGUGGGAGAAGAAGCAUUUCUUUGCGCAGUGCACUGCCAUUUUUUCGCCUUCUCCCUCCUUUUUCGCAUAAUAAUUGGCAGAGAGGACCGUUGUGCAACCUGUAGCCCAGUGACUUGGUAAGAAAACCCUCACGCGAGAAUCCCUCGUUCUGCUCAGAAGCACGCAAAGACGAAGAAGAAGAAGUCGAGGUUGGAAGUGAACUUCCGGUGCCCAUCUGCGAUACGAGAUUGAUACGCUUCUUGGUAUUUGUGCGUGGACAGUUGGCUCAGCCCCUGAAAGUCAGUGGUUCAAAAUAAGGAUAAACUGAUUCUUCUCCAGAAGAUUCUUCACAUAAUCCUUUCAAUUGGGUUUUUGGUGAGCUGGUGUAUGCAGCACAACAACUUGAACCAGAAUACCGGAGAAGGGUCCCCGUUGAUGUCACACAUUCAGGGCCCAACCCUCUUUGGAACCCUCUAUUGAUCUACUCGGCUCAAAUAAUAAGUGCAUCUCUCCCCCUUUGUUGUCUCGUGUAAUAACUUGCUUCCCACAAUUAAGCUGCCGGAAACGGUGCUCAAUUCGGCCCAAGUUUUUCAAACAAGUUACAUUUUACCGUAAAACAUUUCCCGAUUGUUGUUUGCUAACUGGGGAGGAGGAUACAGGAGGAAGUGUAAUUAUUAUUUUUUGUACCGAUACAAAUGCAAUAGGUAAUUGCACCUGUUCGUACUACGCGACCUUUGAGUGAGAACUUGAGCAGACAAAUUUCACAAAAUCUAACAAGUGACACGAACACGAACAUUAACAGGUUUUACUCGAACCGACAUUCAAUUAAUUUAAAGUCAGAUGAAGUAAGCCCAUGAUUUCUUCCCUGCUCGUUGAUUACGUGGCAUGCCUGCCUCCUUUCGAGUUAUCAAACAAAGUUGCAUUGUACCAGCGCAGCUAAAGUAAAAGUAAUUCCUUGUGCUGCCCGUAAACAAAUUACUCAUUCGCUGCGUGGAGGAGUCAUACAGAAGUUGAAUAUUAAUCACCUUGCAAAAUCAACCGGAUCCUCGUCUCUUCUCGGAACAACAAUUGCACACCAUCAAUUCUUCUGCACUGUAACAACCGUAAUACGAAAAAUAAUAAUAAUAACGAGUCAGUGGAAUUCCACUUCCUACUGUUUGGCAUCUCCAUUGUUUUCUUCCUUCGUGGUGGACUCGCAUAGUUGAAAGUGAUCAUUUUCCAUUGUGACUUAAAGGAUGAGCACCAAGAUGGAAGUGUCAACCAAUACGUUUCGGGCAAACGACCCGACCAGAGCAACAUGUCGUGGAAGUCUGCAGUCGAAACGGUCACAAUUAAACAGGGAAAUACAUCGCGAGAUGCGAUUGAGGGCUGGAGCGGAAAACCUGCUAAAAGCAACGUCGAAUCGGACGGUGAAGGAGACGGCAACUUUGGAACUCAGCUUCGUCAAUUCGCAUUUACAGCUACUUCGGGAACAAUUGUCAGAAAUUAACGGCUGCCUAGAAGCUUAUCAAGGCCAAGGGCAAGAUAACAGCCUCCCAAUGAUCCCACUCGGGCUGAAGGAGACCAGUCAGCACAUCGACUUCCUGGAACCAUUCAAAGACUUUAUCUUGGAGCAUUACAGCGAAGACGGAAACAAUUUAGAUGAUGCUAUUCAAUCUUUUAUGGAGCUUCGGCAGGCAAUGAGGAGACCAUCAAGAACGAAGACUGGGGUUCAGCUCUUGCUGAGAUAUUUGGGCGUUUUGUACUUUGUCGAGAGAAGAUUCUUCCCCGCAGAUCGCAACAUUGGUGUCUUCUUUGAGUGGUACGAUGCGCUAACCGGAGUCCCAAGCAUUCAAAGAACGGUUGCAUUUGAAAAGGCGAGCGUGCUUUUCAACCUGGCAGCCCUUCACACACAAAUUGGGUCGAAGCAGGAUCGGCUCCUAAAUUCGGAGUCUGCGGAUGCUGCAGUGGACAAUUUUCUGCGUGCGGCAGGAACCCUUCGCUACAUUGGAGAACAUUUUACGCACCCACCGUCCUUCGACCUCGCCCCGCACACUUUGGACGCAUUAACAGCUCUUUUCCUGGUUCAAGCUCGUGAGUGCCUGUUUGAGAAACAACAAUCCGUGGAAAAAGUGGACAGCAGUAAAAUCAUUGAAAAUGUGCAAGAUCAGUCAAGAGUUGUGGAACUUGCCCAAGAGGCCCAGUUGUUGUCGGAUGAAUACGUCCGCGUGUCCGAGCUGCUUUCCCACGAAGAACUGAAAGAAUUCAUCCCACCAGCCUGGUCAUCUCUGGUUCAGGUGAAACGCGACUUGUACAAAUGCCUUGCCCACCACUACUUGUCCACCCUGCUCCUCAGUGAAUGCGAAUUUUCGGAUGAAACUCGAGAGAAUUUUCGCUACUUGUACUGCGAAACGGAGAACGUUGCAGUGACUGACAUCCGGUUGCCAACAAACGAGGAGGAGAUGAAGGUCUUGGGGUUCUGUCACCUCAGGAAGGCGCUGAGCUGUUUGGAAGAUUCCAGUCGACAUGCUCGACUUAAUCGUGAGCUUCGAGCCAAAAAAGGGCUACAAUCCGCUCUCCAAUCCACUAAGGACAAAAUUCUUGCCACUUUUGAAAGAAAAGAAAUUCAAAGUCUAGAAGAAUUGGAGCAUUAUUUGGAUCCACCCCAACUCAUCGCUGCGACGAAAUUCCAGCUCGAGUUAAGUCCCCCUGACCUGGCCACCCAGAACGUGGAGGAUCCUUUUCGAGCCUUGGGGCCACUGGCCCUUUUCUCCGCCAAACGCCACUGGUCAGCUCCACGUCACGUGACAUUGCACCGACGCGGAGAUGGCUUCGGUCUGAGCGUUAAAGGCAGUGCUCCCGUCGCCAUUGCCUCCAUCGAUGAUGGGUCCCCUGCAGAGCUUGGAGGUGUGAGACAAGGAGACGUGAUUGUCGGAAUUGGAGGUGUGGACACGAGAUGGAUGGGCCAUGAAGAUGUCGUAGCGUUGGUUCGGACCACUGGAGAUUCGUUAGCACUUAGGCUCGUCACUCCAAUGGAUGUCACCAAGAAUUCAAGUCACCAUCACAGUCACAAGGGGCGCAUCUCUCCUCACUCCACAAGCAGCAGCACCAGUCUGGGCAGUUCUACUCCCCGAAGUUCAUCCAGCAGUUCUUCCGGAUAUGGGGGAAGUUAUGGAAGAAGCGUGAGUCGUAACACGGGUUCCGCAAGUCCUCAAGAAGACACCUUCACAAUGAAGAAGCUGACAAAAAGUCUGUUCCGAAAAUCGAAAUCAAAAGAAAAGGUGAACGAUGCCACGGGUUACAAGUCGAAUAUGAUUUUGCGAUAACUUUAAGUGGACAAGACGUUAUCAGUACAUACAUUUUUUUAAUCGUAUAAAAUAUUACAAUCAUUGAAAGGACUGAAUGCAAGUACUUACGACAACCUUAACUUUUUCCAAGAUGAGUUAAAAUUGAAUGAUAGUAUUCAUAUACAUAUGUACGUAUAUCUCUAAAUAGUUCGAUUUUUAAUAGCCAUCCAAGCGAAAUUUUGGAAUUAUUUAAACCUUCAAAACUCUGUUUUCCAUGAAUAGCUACUUAUGCAAUUCUGUUUAAUCGGUGUCAUGAAGUUGUAUUCAGCCAAUAUUUGAAUUUAUUUUGUGUUCUUUAAUAUUUUUAAGCGUCAUGUAUUUGUGUACAUGCAUACGUGCGUACGAGUAGAUAUGCAUAUUAGAAGGAAACGGUGUAUGUGUAUAAAGUAUCAAUGCAAAAAACAGCCCAAUAAUUAAUUACUCGAAAUCAUGAAUGAUUUAAUGGUGCAAUAUUGUAGUAUAAAAUAUAUUUAUUUAAUAUGUAAUUGUUAUUGUAACUUUUGACACCGGUGUGUAUGCGAGUAGAGAAUACAACAUUAUGUGUUCUAUGAAGUUUGAUAUUACAUGAAAGUGCCCUGUAAUUCUCGAUGUACUAUAUGCUUCCAAAAUGGACUAAGUAUUAAGAAGUUAUAAUAAUUUGUUGGAAUUAACAGAAAUAAAGAAUACAAAAAUAGUAGAAUAAACAUAUUCGGAACA